GAAGGCUGUUCGGGAACUUAACGCUGUCGUGGCGUUUCGGGGUUUCAGUGGGAAUGCCUGAAAGUGUUCCCCGUUUCCUCCUUGCUGCUGAUUGUGUGAACGGCGCUUUUCCGUGGUGCCCGUGAGUUUCAGGGGAAGGACUUAUCUCGCCCCUCCUGUGACGAAUAAGGAUGAGGAGGGCUGGGCUUGGUGAAGGAGCUGCUGGCAGCAAUUAUGGUUAUACCAAUAGCGGCUAUAGUGUAUAUGAGGAAGAAAAUGAAAAGUUAACAGAAAGUUUGCGUUCAAAAGUCACCACCAUAAAAUCUCUUACCAUUGAAAUUGGAACAGAAGUUAAGCAACAUAAUAAAUUACUAACUGAUAUGGACAAUGAUUUUGAUACAACAAGUGGAUUCCUUGGUUCAACAAUGGGCAGACUGAAAAUCCUCUCCAGAGGAAGCCAGACAAAACUGUUAUGCUACAUGAUGCUGUUCUCAUUGUUUGUUUUUUUCGUGAUUUAUUGGUUUAUUAAACUAAGGUGAUGCAGAUCUCCAUUAUGAGAUUAUUCAAACCAUCUUGAAAGCUUUUUUGAGAAAAUUGAUAAAUAAUUUUUGUAACUGGAUUUAGGAUUAAUGCAUUUGAAUUUCUUCUGUAAUUCUAAAAUGCUUAUCAAGCCAGAAUCUUUGCCAUUUUUUAAAUCCCUUAUUUUAUAGAGUUUCCUGAACUGAAUUUACUAAGUUUACUAAGGAUGAGUUCCAUUACUGAAACAGACAUUUUCCUAUUCAGAAAUUACUCUAUAUAAUAGUUUCAUUUUUUCCUAGUAAUAAAAAUAAUUUAGUAAUUUUGUAUAAAUUUAUCGAACAUUUUUAAAAGCCAAAAUACUUCUUUUCAAAGCUAAGUCAAUUGAAGGGCUAUUGUUUUAGUAAAAUAUUUAAUCAUGUUCUAAAUUUGGUUUGCAAUUAUUUACUUUAAACUAUAUAAUAUCCUUGAGAUAUACCAUACUUUUGGAGUAUAAGACGCACUUUUUCCACCCCAAAAAUGGGUGCGUCUUUUACACCGAAUACAGCAUUUUUGGCCUUCCCAAACCCUAUCCUGUACAUCCCGUUUUUCACAAAAAUGGAGAUGCAGAAGUUUUGGGAGGCCUGCAAAGUGCUCCUGGGGGGCUGGGGAGGCACAAAUGAGUGAAAACAGGAGUACUUUUGCCCUCCCAAGCCCCCAGGAGCAUUCUAUAGGCCUUCCAAACUCUCUGCAGGCCCUGUUUUUUGCAAAA
Messenger RNA from Thamnophis sirtalis, 1246 nucleotides. It is a transcript of the gene BET1, whose product is annotated as Bet1 golgi vesicular membrane trafficking protein. The record is from RefSeq and is a predicted model, not a curated record. Lineage: Eukaryota; Metazoa; Chordata; Lepidosauria; Squamata; Natricidae.